UCAGUUGUUCGUUCGCUUUUCACGCUUGUCUCUGAACGCAGCCGCAUCGUUUUUGCCAUAUAUCUACUAUUACUCAGAAGCGUCUACGAAAAAAAAAGAAGAAAAAUAGACUGAUCUGAACAAUAGACAUUUAAAUAGAGUUCACUUUCGGCUGGCAUUUAAUAUAAUAUGCCUUCGCUGGGGAUCGCAACAAAGAUUUCAAUACUAUUGCUGCUGAUCUGUUUGGCAUCCGUGCUCUGUGUAUUCGCUUUGCCCAUCUUUGAGCCCAUCUCCGAUGCCUGCAAGGCCAUCGAUGAUUGUGAUCCCUUUCUGCCCGUCUGUGCAGCGCACUUCAACGAACAUCAGUUCUUCUACAGUCACUGCGAUAUGCUGCGAGAGAUAUGUAUAACGGGAAAAGAUUGGAAACCAGACUAUCUAAGCCAUUGCAAUGUGAGCAAACUCUGAUUCAAGCCAAACAAAUAGUUCCACAUCCAUAUCAAAUUACACAAGACUGAUGCUAGUUAUUAUAUAGUAGACUUACUUACCCAUAACAUAUCAUAGAGUGUAUUUGCUCUUAAGUGUUUUACAUUAAAUAAAACGAAACGCAGAAAGAAAUGUUCAACAAAAA
This is a messenger RNA of Drosophila sulfurigaster albostrigata, 607 nucleotides long. RefSeq lists its product as uncharacterized. Lineage: Eukaryota; Metazoa; Arthropoda; Insecta; Diptera; Drosophilidae. The coding region runs from base 169 to 444 and encodes 91 amino acids. The transcript has 3 exons. The record is from RefSeq and is a predicted model, not a curated record.